Messenger RNA from Miscanthus lutarioriparius, 582 nucleotides. The record is from the annotation of a GenBank genome assembly. NCBI's taxonomy places the organism in Eukaryota, Viridiplantae, Streptophyta, Magnoliopsida, Poales, Poaceae.
AUGGCCGCCGUCGACGUGGUGAUGCCGGCGCCGCCUCCGCCUCCGCCGGUGCCGGUGGUCCGCAUCAGCCGGCUCGCCCUGGCCGCCGCCGACACCGUGGUGUGCCUGUGGAUCGCAAGUCUGUGGGUCUUGCUGGCGAGCGUUGCUGCCGCGCUCAUCGGGCGCCUCGCCUGCGGCUGGGGGUGCACCGGCGCUGCGUGGACGGCCGUACUUGUCUCCGUGCUCUUCGUUGCGAUCGUCUGGCCCCUCUCCGCGCUGCUGCUGAGUAAAUUCGUGGAGCCCUUCUACAUCGACCAACUAAAGAAGGGAGCGGCGGCGCUGGAACCUCUGACUCUGAGCGACGCCGUCAUAGAUGCACAGCUCGCCGCCACUAUCGCUUUCGCCUUCCUCGAAGCUUUUGGCAUUCUGCUGAAGCUAUUGGCUGCCAAUAAUGAUCCUCCUACAGCCAGAUUUGCCUCUGACAUCAUGGUUGUGCCGCCCUUGGGCAUCAGCGUCAUGUGUUGCUUCGUUUCCAUUCCGGGUUUGGCAGUGAGGGUGUGGAGGAUGAGACGACACGCCAGCGCAUCUGUGGUACCCAUCUGA